Cyprinodon variegatus (sheepshead minnow) is the source of this 5986-nucleotide messenger RNA. It is a transcript of the gene triobp, whose product is annotated as TRIO and F-actin binding protein. The transcript is spliced from 18 exons. Bases 42 to 5024 code for a protein of 1660 amino acids. Lineage: Eukaryota; Metazoa; Chordata; Actinopteri; Cyprinodontiformes; Cyprinodontidae. Gene Ontology annotation, biological process: actin filament organization; positive regulation of substrate adhesion-dependent cell spreading. Gene Ontology annotation, molecular function: actin filament binding. The record is from RefSeq and is a predicted model, not a curated record. Gene Ontology annotation, cellular component: actin cytoskeleton.
UGGAAUGCAAUGAUCAGGGAGUCUCCCUGUCCAGAGUUGCCAUGUCACACUCCAGCGAUGAGCCCACAUGUCCCAAGUUCCAACCCAAUAUCUUUGACCCCUCCCGCUGCCACGAGUGCCUGCGCCAGAAACACCUUCAUACAAGUGUGGCGGAAAGAACCGAGCCACAGCAUCAGGAGAAACCUCUGCCUCAGGAUGGGGAUAAAACUGAGAAAAGCGCUGGAGUUGGAAGGGAGGUCGGGUCGAGUGGGAGAGCGCUGCUGACGCCCAUCUCAUCUCAGGCAGAGGAAGGAGACACCAGCAGCAGCUGCAAGGAGGACUCUGACAGUGUUUCAGUGGUGAGCAGCUACUGUGAUGUCAGCAGAGGUCAGGCGGGUAAUGUGGAGACCUCUCUGUGCAUCUUGAGCCCUGACUGCAAGCUCUAUAUCUGUGAGGACGACAACAGCACAGACAGCUGUCGUGAGCAAAGCGAAGAGUUCAGUUGUUCUGUUAGUACAGACGACGAAUACUUGCCGAUUCGACGUCAACCCACCAAACUCAGGAUGACCCGGCUGGACCCUCCACCUCACCGGCCCAACCCUCGGCAGGCCUGGAUGGAGGAAACCAGAGGUGGAGGCAGCUUUUCUAGAGGCUCAGAUGUAAAAGAAGAUAGAGAGAAGCGUGAAAGUGGCUACUACUCACUUGGCAGGGCAGCUGGUGCCCGUUUUAAUGAAAAAAGCCAACCUACUCCUUUUCGCCAUUUUGAAAGAGGUCAUCCAAUCUUUAGUCACAGAAACAUUGAGCCAAAGGAUACUAUCCCCUUCCGAAAUCCCAAUCUUGGAGUUGCCUCCGAAAGGCCAAUACCAGACGUGUUCAGUGAGGACCUUACAGCAGAUAUCCCCCCACCAGACCCUUAUGAGGUUGCGGUUGAGGUCGAAGCACAAGUAGGGCCUCGAUCCCCCAGUCCUACUCCUUUUAAAAUAGCGGAGUCGCUGGCCUCAACUGGCCGAAAAGGUUUAAGAGGUGGAUAUAAUUCCUCAACGCAAGGCUCAGCUCUGCAUUCUCGCUCUUCAUCCCCAUCACGGGAAAACUUGCAGUUAAGACACCGUGAGCCUAGCAGCAUUCUUAACAGGACAAACUUUGAUGGUGGAGGUUGGUCUCAAAGACAAAUGGACAGAUCAAGCCUCUCCAUACAAGGUUCUCAAGGUCGACGUUUUGAGUCAGGAACUCUGCCAAAAAACUUCAAAUCCUUUCCUUCUAUGUCCCAGUCCAGUACAGUUUCUGAUUUUAGGAAUGCCUUAAGGAAAACGGAAGCAGAUUGUUCUUUAAAGGGCACAGAUUAUGUGAAAAGGAGCUCAUCUCCUUCAAGGAGAGAAUAUGCAUCGUCAUUCAAGAUGUCUCCCAAUACUGAAGUCAACACUAGUUGGACACAUCGUAUUUCCUCCCCAUCCAGAACGUAUGAUCAUAUGCAGGAGAGUCGUACUUCCUCUUCCCCUAGGAGAAAUCUGAACUCCUCAAGCCAUUCCUUAGGUAGAUCUGAAUCCAACAUAUCCCUAAAUGAACGAAGUCACCAUCAACGUAGUGGUUCUCCGGUAUCUUCUAGGCCACCCAGGAGUAAUUUUAACUCGUCGAGCCAUUCCCUCCGUAAAUCUGAAUCCAUCACAUCUCUAAAUGAGCGAAGUACCCAUCGACGUAGUGGUUCCCCAGUAUCUUCCACAUUGCCAAGCAGAAAUUUUAAUUCAUCGCGCCAUUCCCUGCGUAAAUCUGAAUCCACUACUUCCCUCAAUGAGCGUAGUCACCAUCAACAUAGUGGUUCCCCAGUAUCUUCUAGGCCACCAAGGACUACUUUUAACUCAUCAAGCCAUUCCCUACGUCAAUCUGAAUCCAUCACAUCCCUAAACGAGCGAAGUAACCAUCAACGUAGUGGUUCUCCGGUAUCUUCUAAGCCACCCAGGAGUAAUUUUAACUCGUCGAGCCAUUCCCUACAUCAAUCUGAAUCAAUGAUAUCCCUAAACGAGCGAAGUAACCAUCAACGUAGUGGUUCUCCAGUAUCAUUCAUGCAACCAAAAGGAAAUUUAAGGUCAACAAGCCCCUCUUUCCAUCAUAAAUCAACCAAAUCAAUUACAUCUCUAAAUGAGCGCAGUCAUCAUAGGCGCUGUGGCUCCCCUGUAAGAGAGGGUUAUGGGAUAGAAGGCCAGGCCCAGCUGCGUAACCUAGCAACUAGAAACGGACUGAUGGAUCAGGAACGUGAAGUCACUGUUUCUUCAUCUAGCCAUGAUUCUGAUAGACCAAGACAAUCCAUACUUAAAAAGCCUGAGUCAAGCACUGUAAGCGGCAGUCGAUCCUGGGGCAGCCGCUCUUCCUCUCCUUCAAAAAGAGGUCAGGAAACUUUUGCCCAAGGAAGGCAUAACAGUGGUGGAUCAGUAAAUGGCCAUGUUCAUGAAAAGCGAAAAUCUUCAGUUUCAGGGAAAAACUUUGAUUCUACUUUUAAAUCUCAGCAACAGAAGACAGAGACUGCUAGCUCCAUUAGAAGCCAUGACAAUGAGAGUUCAUUGGCUUUGAGGGGAACCCAUUAUGCUUCUGACUAUCACUCAUCUGGAAAUAUGCGAACUGGAAGCUCAUUUAACAGCAAGUACCUACACACUAGCCGCACUCCCUCUCCUUCCAGAAAAGGUAAUAAUGACCCCCCAGGCUACUCCGUCCUUAGAAGUGCCACCAAAGGAGAUGCAAAUGGUUCUUUUGAGACAAAAAACACCAGUGGUAAAUCAAAAUAUGACUCACAUUCCUCAUCACUCUCACAGCGAGGAUCCACACAUUCCCGCCACGGCUCCUCUUUAUCUCGUGCUACUUCGCCAUCCAGAAAAUCUGUAAAUAACAACAAAGAUGCCCAUGUUACAUUAGAAUCAUCCAGAUCCUCUAGCUCAAUGAGAUCUAGGAUUGGUACUUAUGGCCACGAUGAUCAACCUCUUCAUGAAAAGAGGUCUUCUCAUUAUGCAAGGAGCCCCUCUCCAUCACAGCAGAUUCAAAUGCACUCGUCAUCGCAAAGCUCCAUGGAGUCCACUGAGUCGGGCCAGGUCUCUGUUGGAUCGACAGGACGGAACAGGGAGGAGUACGCUGCGAUGGCCGACCUGCCAAAAGUCAAAAUAAUCCAUCAGAGGGAAGGGCCAAGCCACGUGGGAAGGCCACAGAGUCACCAGCCUGUUCGAAGACAGGAACUUUUUAAACCAGCCAGUCACUCCUUGAGCAGACAUCCCUCCAUAGAAUGGGAUGGUCCUGUAGACGCAGAGAGAGAUUGGCAUUAUGGGGGUGGUGGAUAUCUAUCUCGAGCUCACUCCACUACGUCACUGCAGAGAUCAGGCAGUCCCACAGCAGAUGAGGGCUGUUCGUGGAAAAGUAAUCAUCACAGAUCAGAAGAAAUGCAGCCUGACCUCUUGAACUUCAAAAAGGGAUGGAUGUCAAAGCUGGACGACUGUGGAGAGUGGAAAAAACACUGGUUUGUUUUGACUGAUGCUGGACUGAAAUAUUACAGAGACUCCAAUGCAGAAGAGAAAGAUGACCUGGAUGGAGAGAUUGAUCUGAAAUCUUGCAUGAAGGUGUCAGAGUUCGAUGUGGAGAAGAACUAUGGCUUUCAGAUACAGACACGGGAGGCUGUUUUCACGCUAUCUGCCAUGACAGCUGGGAUCAGGCGAAACUGGAUAGAGGUUUUAAAGAAGAGUAUCCGUCCCAGCAGCUCUCCUGACCUCACACAAUUACCUGACAACAACAGCGACAAAGAAAACUCCCAUAAACGGUUCUUGUCGUCUUCCCGUCGCCCAUCAUCACGCCAUGUCGACUCCCACUCAGAGGCUCCAGGCUCGGCCCAUCAAGCUGAACGAAAAAUCGACUAUGUAGAACUCUCUCCUGUUCCCGCCUCUUCUGGCCUUCUUCCAACCAGUCAGAGAGAAGCAGGGGAGGGCCAGGGGCGAGAGCACAGCCAAUGGCAGGAGGAGAAGAGCAUGAGCAGCCAGUGGGAAGCCGUUCUGUCCCGGAAGGGAACGGGUGUGGGAUCGAACCAGAGGCUACACCUGGAGGAUGAAAUCGAGAAAAGGUGGUCCGAGUUUGAACGAAUGCCUUUAAGGGACAUGAGCUCCUUAUCAUCGAUGGGAUCGAGGACCUCUAGCCCGUUGGCCAACGAGGCGCUGCAGAGGGAGGUGGCGUCACUGAGGCAACAGCUGGACCAACUGCAACAGGGGGGAGGAGGGGGGUGGGGGAAAAGCAUGCGUGUCAACUGCGGCCCUGAGGCACCCUGCAGCCGCAGCCUGGCAGCCAUGGAGCGCGCUCAUAGACAUGCCCUGGAGGAGCUGCAGAGGCAGCAUGACCGCCAGAUGAGGGAACUGGAGAAGGAGAAGGAGCGACUGCUGAUGGAGGAGACCAGGGACACGGCAAGGGUGAUGGAAGCUUUGAAGAAGAAACACAAAGAAGAGCUGGAGAGAGAGGUGGAGAAGGUCAAGAGGCUGAGCAGUGGGUUAGACCCUCGGACUCUGCAAUCCCAACAACAGGCUGAAACUCAAGCCUUGCAGAAAGAGCUGGCUGGCCUCUCUGAGCACUAUUCUCAGAAGUGUCUGGAGCUCAACAGAGCUGAGCAGAGAAACGCUGAGAGAGAACGGGAAGUGGGUCAAAAAGAGAGAGACAUGGAGCAGCUGAGGAAAGAGAACCUGGAGUUAAAGGCCCGUUUGACGGACGAAAUGAGCCGAACACGAUCCAGCCUCACAGAUAAAAGCUCAGAAGACAACAAAGACAAGUCCUGCGAACUAGAGGUUCUUCUCAGAAUGAAAAAUAACGAGAUAGAGUAUCUGCACAAGGAGAUCAGCUGCCUUAGGAAUGAGCUGCAAUUUCUAACCAGGGAAAAGCAGCUGGCCUGUGAGCGGUACGCAGAGGUGCACGGAGAGCUGAGCGGGAUGAAAGGCCGUACGGAGCGGGAGAUUCAGAGUCUAAAGGAGCACUUAAGGCUAGCAAUGGCUGCUCUACAAGAGGGACAAAAGCUAGGGAACAGCCUGGACCACUGACGAGCCGCUGCGGCACGGCUUGGAGCACAACCAGAAUUCAAGCAGAGGAUAAUUCUGAGUCUCUUUAGAGAUUUUGGAAAAAAAACAGGUGUCAUUUAAAAUAUUUCAGGCUUUUCUUUGUUCCCAGAGCUUUGCUCUCCAGGCUGCUGGCGACUGGACUGUACAGGAACUUUCCAGCUUUGUCUGAACUGUAACGUGUCUUUCAACCAAAUUCCCAAGAAUUGGUCGGUUUCAUUACACUGGGCCUCAUGUUGUAUGAUCAUGUGCACAUUUCACUUUCUGUUUCGCUUUUUGAAAGUUCAAGCUUGUAGCGACUCGCAUUUGGUCUUAAAACUGGAAUAUCCACUUUUUUUUUUUUUUUUUUACUGGCCCCUGCCAGUAGUUUAUUGUCUAAGCUUUAUCUUUAGAUACAUUCUGUUAUGUUUGUCUCAUUGCUCAGCUUUUUCUGUUGGCUUUGUCAAAGUGGCACACUUUCUUCAGAAAUGGGAGCUUUGUAUUUGUUUUUUUAUUCCGUCUGCAAUUUUUUUUUUUUUUUUUUAAUCAUGGAAAAUUCAUUGGGAUUCUGACAUGACUAAGCAGCAUGAGUUGUACUUCCUCGCAGACUUGAUGGGUGAUUUGGAUCUGAUUGUUAAACAGAUUCAGGCCUUUCUGGUUUUCCAUUGACUGUAAACGCUGUUGUAUGAUUGUUUCCCUUCAUAAGGUCCAUGUAUUGUUAAGCCACUGAGGAAAAUCCCUCAGGCUUCUUGAUUUCAAGGAUCAUUUAUGGGCAUAUUCUGCUAUGUGCCACCAUCACAACAAAGGGCAGGUGUUGCAUUAAUGAGCCAUUUUAAAAAUAUAUAUUUUUCUUAUUGAAAAGAGCGAUUGUGAAAAAGAGUAACUACCUACUUUUUGGAAGCAUUUUCAUAUUUAAAGCCUCUAGAGUCUGUAAAUUAUGCUCAUUUUUGCGAUCAAUAAAGCUACUU